This is a messenger RNA of Sabethes cyaneus, 1983 nucleotides long. RefSeq lists its product as uncharacterized. Bases 1 to 1983 code for a protein of 660 amino acids. Gene Ontology annotation, biological process: iron ion transport. The record is from RefSeq and is a predicted model, not a curated record. Gene Ontology annotation, molecular function: copper ion binding; oxidoreductase activity. Lineage: Eukaryota; Metazoa; Arthropoda; Insecta; Diptera; Culicidae. The transcript has 9 exons. Gene Ontology annotation, cellular component: plasma membrane.
AUGAAGAAGGUACGGUCGAUAGCGGUGAUAAUACAGCGAGUUUUGAUUACGCUGCUAGUGUUUUGGUCUGCGAUGAAGGUGAUCCACCAUACGUCGAUUGUUCCAACGGAAAAAGCGAUCCUCGACUCGUGCGAUAGACCGUGCAACCGAGCAGACUGGCCCCGCAUCUGCCGAUACAAGCUGGUAGUGGAAAAACGUACCGUUUUCAAGUCCUCAGUGGAUCAUAAAAGUAUAAUUAGCGACGCUGAACCGGCUGGCGCUGUCGAUGCCGGGCAGUUCGCUGGUGGCAGAACUGGGGCCGAUGACUACUACCUUGUCAACGGAAAGCACACCGGACCGACGCUGAGCGUGUGCGAAAAUGAUUUCAUUGUGAUUGACGUCGAGAAUCGCGUCCCAGGCCAAAGUAUUUCGAUUCACUGGACCGGCCAAACUCAACGCCAUACGCCCUUCAUGGAUGGGGUACCGAUGGUUACCCAAUGUCCGAUUGCGAGUUACACCACCUUUCAGUACAAAUUUCAAGCAGACCGUGCCGGAACGCAUCUGUACCAUGGCUUCUCUAGUGAAGAACGAAAAAUGGGUUUGGUUGGUGGCUUGCUCGUUCACACGGUUCAUGAACAAAGAAAGCAUCCGUUGACUAAAAACAUUCGAGGAGAUAAAAUCUGGAUUAUAUCCGAAGGCAGCGGAUCGCUUCUGAUAAACGGCAAGAGUCGACUGCUUCAACCGGUUCUGGCUGGUGGCGUGAAAUAUCGAUUCCGUGUCGCCUACAUUGCUCCGGUCGAUGAAACGAGGUGCGAACGAUGGCUCGAGAUACAAGACCAUCAUCUUACGGUGGUUGCAAUCGAUGGAAAUCUAAUAGAGCCACUGGUAGUUCAGCGGAUGGCCCUGUCGGAUGGGGAUCGUGUUGAUUUCAUAUUACAAACUGCCACUUCGGCGAAGGACUAUCAGAUACGGUUGUUCGCUGGCAGCGAGGAUGGCAAAAAUGGUACCUGUUUCCAGCGUCGUAAAAACAUUUUGUCGAACAGGUUUAAACUCAGGAUGAUUGCAAACGGUGGUGAAGGCCCACUUUCACAGGAAGUGGCCUCGAAUGGACUGUACCCAAAUCAGCAACAGCAGCAGCAUCCGUUGGGAUUCAACGUGGGACGGUCGAUUUGCGAGGAAACCCCUUUUUCGAUCGGAUCCCAGCAGCAGCAGCAGCCGCAGUACCGACAACUUUAUGAGCAGCAGGUCUGCCUACUCGGUGCCAGGGCCAGUAACGAUGACGACACCGCCGGAAAGGAUAAGUUUCCGCCGCUGCUGCGUACCGUCGACAGGCAGAUUAAACUGAUUCUUUCGAAGCAGAAAAUUGAAAGGGAGAUCUUUGGUGAACAUUUUCACGAUAUCUCCUACUCCGUCAAUGGAUUUAGUUUCAUCUUUCCUACGGUGUUGAUGCUGUCAAACAUUCGGGAUGGCGAGUUAGUGCCACACCUUUGUGGUAAUAGCAGUCGCAUAAAUAGCGCCAACGGUCACAGCCAACAGGUGCCAAGUAAAUGUCAUUGGCCAACGACGCUUGACAAGUCAUGCGAAUGUGUUCACGUUGAGACUAUCGAAACAGGUCAUCGAGUUGAAUUGGUAUUAAUUAACGAAGAUCCGGAUUCUGACCAUUCCUAUCAUCUUCACGGCUACCGAUUCUAUCUGUUGGCAGCAACCCGCUGCUCUGACAAGGGUUGCUUAAACCAGCUGGAAGCAGUGCACCGGAAUUUCGACCGGCCAAUACAGAGGGACACGAUCAAAAUCGAGAAAAGGUCAUUGGCGGUGCUGCGAUUUGUUGCUGCCAAUGCCGGUCUGUGGAUGCUGCGAGAUCUGGGCGCUUGGUCCGGGUGGUCACGGGGGCUGGAUGUGCUGCUCAGUGUGACAGACACACCACCACAGCAAACCGGUAUCGAUUUUCCACCAGGUUUUCCUACCUGUCGAAAUUUUAUAGGACCAAAGUAUUUUCUUAUUUAG